GGUCACACUGCCAGGAACAGCUGUUCGAUUCAAAAAUAAAACAGAAAGACAAAAAAAAAAUGGGCAAACAAGCAAAAAGAUGUGUGCAAAUUGAAUCAUAACAAUCUUUUUUGUGUGCGGCAAUGUGCAGAGCUGAGUACGGAAAAUUAGGAGAUCAGCAUUGGAUUAAAAUUGAUGGCACAUUAAGUGAAAUUAGGUAACGCAACGAAUCCCUCUGGCUGCGGCUGCUGCGGCUGUUGCUUUCGCACACUUCUGGGCAACGCUUUGUCGCCGCCGACCGCAAAACUGGGCAAAAUAAUGAACUUGUGCUCCUCGGGCGCUACGGCAUCGACCACAUCGUUAUCAUCCACGGGUCAGGCGGAGAGGAACGGCGGCACGCCUGAAGGCGGGGGAGGAGGAGGAGGAGGAGGUAGUGGAGGUGGCGGCGGCGGCGGCAGGAACAGCAACAGCAACAACGAGGGACAAUCAGAGACGACCACACACUGUUUUGGUAGCAACGGAGGUGGCGGCAGCCCCGAGGAAGUGUUGAACUCCAACCACAGCCAGCAGAGUGCGGCCAACGGCGGCGGGGGCAGCAAUCCGGCGAGCAGCAGCAACGGACACAGCCACACACAGCAACACAACGAAAAUAACGCAACUAUGCCGCCCGAGACGCGUCCCAAAAUGGUGACGGUCAAGCAUCCGGAAUCGAACAAGCCCAAGCCCACCACCAAGAAAAGCAAGCCCAUCCAGGCGGACCAGGACGUGAUCAAGGCGCUGCAACGCUGCCGCGAUGAGGGCAUUAAGCGACUGGACCUGAGCAAAUCCUCGAUCACGGUGAUACCCAGCACGGUCAAGGAGUGUGUGCACCUCACCGAACUGUAUCUGUACAGCAACAAGAUUGGCCAGCUGCCCGCCGAGAUUGGGUGCCUGGUGAACCUGCGCAAUCUGGCAUUGAACGAGAACUCGCUGACCUCGCUGCCGGAGUCGCUGCAGCACUGCAAGCAGCUGAAGGUGCUGGAUCUGCGGCACAAUAAACUGGCCGAGAUCCCGGCCGUCAUCUAUCGGCUGCGCACCCUCACCACGCUGUAUCUGCGCUUCAAUCGCAUCACCGCCGUGGCCGACGAUCUGCGACAGCUGGUCAACCUGACGAUGCUGAGUCUGCGCGAGAACAAGAUCAGGGAGCUGGGCAGUGCCAUCGGGGCGCUGGUGAAUCUCACCACGCUCGAUGUGUCGCACAAUCACCUGGAGCAUCUGCCGGACGACAUUGGGAACUGUGUGAAUCUGAGUGCCCUCGAUCUGCAGCACAAUGAGCUGCUGGACAUACCCGACAGCAUCGGCAACCUGAAGUCGCUGGUGCGGCUGGGGCUGCGCUACAAUCGACUGAGCAGCGUACCGGCCACGCUGAAGAACUGCAAGAGCAUGGACGAGUUCAAUGUGGAGGGCAAUGGAAUGACACAGCUGCCAGACGGCAUGCUCGCCAGUCUGAGCGGCCUAACCACCAUCACCCUGUCCCGCAAUCAGUUCACCAGCUACCCCACCGGCGGACCGGCGCAGUUCACGAACGUGUACAGCAUCAAUCUGGAGCACAACCGCAUCGACAAGAUACCCUACGGCAUUUUCUCGAGAGCCAAGGGCCUGACCAAGCUGAACAUGAAGGAGAACAUGCUGACGGCCCUGCCCCUGGACAUUGGUACGUGGGUGAACAUGGUGGAGCUGAAUCUGGCCACCAAUGCGCUGCAGAAGCUGCCCGAUGACAUCAUGAACCUGCAGAAUCUGGAGAUACUCAUCCUGUCGAACAACAUGCUCAAGAAGAUCCCCAACACGAUUGGCAAUAUGCGUAAGCUGCGCAUCCUGGACCUGGAGGAGAACCGCAUCGAGACUCUGCCGCACGAGAUUGGGCUGCUGCACGAGCUGCAGCGCCUGAUACUGCAGACCAACCAGAUCACAAUGCUGCCGCGCAGCAUUGGGCACUUGAGCAACCUCACCCAUUUGUCCGUCAGCGAGAAUAACCUGCAGUUUUUGCCCGAGGAGAUUGGGUCGUUGGAGGGACUGGAGAACCUAUAUAUCAAUCAGAAUCCCGGUCUGGAGAAGCUGCCGUUCGAGCUGGCCCUCUGCCAGAACCUCAAGUAUCUCAACAUUGACAAGUGUCCGCUGAGCACCAUUCCGCCCGAAAUCCAGGCUGGUGGUCCGUCCCUGGUGCUGCAGUGGCUCAAGAUGCACUCGCCCUACCGGCAGAUGUGAGAUGUGGACGGCGUCUGGCGCACCGUCUAUGUGGGCAGCGACUGCUAUUACCAGUACGAGCUGCAGGCGGUGCAAAAGGCGCCCGGUGAUACAAAGCCGGUAGCGGGCGACGGCAACGAUCGGCGUUAAUGGUGCGAUUUGAGCGAGUCCUAUUCCCGUACCCGUCCCCCGUUCCUGUCCAGGUUCACGUUCUCCUCCGACCCAAGCAUCCCGAGUAAAACCUACUGGAGUGCGUUGGCCGACAAAAUGAUAGCUUUAACGUGUUAUACCAAUGUCCCGCGUAUUGAAAACAGCCCUGCCCCGUUUUGCUUUUACCUUAUGUUAAACCCACACUUUUAGGUCACAGUUCCCAAGCUGCUUGGACACACCAUAUACACCACACACCACACACAAAUUUAGGUUCUAAUUUAACUUAUGCUUCCAAGCUAGUCAAAAAUAAUUAAUUGAAACGAAAUGAAAGUUAAUUGAAAGCUUUAAAACCUUUUGUUCGAACUUUGGUCUUUGGUUACACGCUCUCACAACCGAGAGGCACAAAAAGCAAAGCAAAAUCUAAUGUUAAAAACAAAACAAAAAAACCUACACAGAAUACGCAAGCGCCAAGGAAUUGUUUGAUGAUGAUGAAGCAGAAGAGAAACAAAAAACAAAAUGAAAUUAAAAAUUAAUAAGAAAUUAUUAAUAUUUAUACAAGUAAAACGUAGCCGAAAAAAUGUAUUGGAACUUUAACACGAUUAUUAAGUAACUUAUGCAAAUAUGUACAGAUAUGUACUAAACAUAAACUACUCAAAUGUAUGUAAUAGGGAUUUGGGUUAAUAUACAAAGACAUGGAGAAGAAUUGCAAUUGCAAAUGCAAAUGCUUCUUUUGUGCGCCCCACGAGGGACAAAUACUAUAUAUAAAAAUGUAUGUGUAUAUCCUAUACAAUAUUCUUUCAAUUGUAAAUGUACGUCAUCGAGAAUACGAUUAUAUAACCAUAUAUAUGUGUGUGUAACUAUUUUAAUAUGUGGCGCCAACAGGCAAGUUAUCGGCCAUCACCACAUAGAUAUAUCCACUAUACAUACAUGUAUAUGUAUGUGACCGACUUGCUGUUGUUUGCUUUUUGUAUGUUAGCCUAAACUUAAAUUAACCAGACAACUUAAUACUAAACCUAUACGUGUUUAAAUGGAGUUAAACUAGCAAAACAGAAAAACAAAAAAAAUGUUGAAUAUAUCUGUAAAACCUUUCAGUAUAGGUGUGCGCAUGAAUACUAUAAAUGAUUCAAUGCAUUUAGUUAUCAUAACUAAAGUGAUUUUGUACUUUGCACAGGACAAAGAGAUAGAUCGUAUCCCUCCCAUUUGCAAAAUAGCCAAAAAAUCGAUUUUAAAAAAUUCAAAACCCGCCUUUUGGUGACACUGCGCACUGUUAUAACUUUCACUUUCGAUAUCCGCUGAAACGAUAGCGAAGAAAAAUGUCUGUAGCUUUGAUUUGAUUAUCUUAGUAAGGCCAGCAGUUGAUCAUUUUUGGAUGUAUUUUAUGAUGUAGUUGUCCCCAUUAUAUUUAUACUUAUAUCCUCUGUGUGACACACUUGCUUGUGGUGGUGUGAAAGUUAAAAAAGUGCGCAAGGUAACCAAAAUGCGGUAUUUGAAUAAAAAAAAAGAUUUUGGAGCUAUGUUUAUUGCAAAUUGUAAGAAUGGCUCACAACCAGGCCUAAAAAUUACAUACCAAAAGUUUUAUUUUGUCGCAACGAUAUCUGUACGGCAGGCAAAGAGUUAAAUGCCACAUAAUUGAUAAGCAUAAAAUACAUAAAUACCAUAUAUUCUCCGCAGAUGGAAACUAUGCUGCUCAUUCGUAAAGUUAACUGAAAAAGUGUUCUGGCAGGAGAAAGCUGAUAAGGUCUCGGGAUACGCACUAAUUAGAGCGCGUGUCGGAGGCCUAAGCAGGUAAUCAUUUCUGGACAUGCUAUAUGGUCCGUCCGACAUAUAAUAUAUCCUGUUUAUGACUGACUUGCUUGUGGGGCCGCUGGACAAAAUACUUUUUUGGAUCAACUUUGAGAGAAAGAUGCAUAGAAGGAAAUCUGUCGAAUUUCCCUUUGCCAUUUCGCACUGGCAAUACAUGCAGACAUUGAAUACCGCUCAAAGCCAACAAAAACACGAUGAUUUAUAUUUUGUAAGACUUAAGCUACAUGUCCUGGAACACUCACACACAAUGAACAAAGAAGUAAGACAUUUUUGAGCUACGCUCCGCUGCAAUGCAACGCAAAAGUGGGCUUUAAUCUUUUAACAAAAUUGUAAAAUCAAUACAUCAACGAAACUAACUUUAACUAUUGUACAUCCAUACAAAUAUAUUUACACAAACAUAUAUACACACAUAAUACAUACACGCAUCAUAUGAUCUAUGUACUUUUACACAUCUAUUUUUGAAAAAAAAAAACAAAUCAAAAACAAAGACAAAGUCAAGUGAAUGCAAAACACACUUGAUAUCUACACAUACUCGUAUGUAUUUAUCCCCAGUAUUCAAUGGGAUAGGAGCAUAGGUAUGUACAUAUAUUUUUCAAACAAACUGUAUGCGGCAGGGUAAACUAAACUGGCAAAAGUAAUUUAAUUACAACAAAUACGAGUAAUAACCAAACAAAACAAAACAAAACGUAUAUUUCCAACGGUACAAAAAUGAAAUCGUAAAUGUAACAGUAAUACAAAUACAAAAAAUACAAAUACAAAUAAAUGUUAAACAAUAUUCGCACCCUGUAAUAAAUACAGAAGAACUUUUCAUAGAAAUGAAUACACAAAACGUUUGUCUUUAAUUUAAAUUUUUUGUUUGUUUUAUAUUACAACGGAAAAAACAUAAAAAUUUGCCACAAUAAAUGUUAAACCAAGUCAAGUUAAUGGAAAACGAAAUGUACAACUACAAAUAUUAUGAUAUUCCUAACAUCAAAUACAUUUAUGGAGUAAAAAUUUGCAAAAAUAAAAGAAACCAAGCUGUUAGCCCAA
This is a messenger RNA of Drosophila obscura, 5184 nucleotides long. It is a transcript of the gene Sur-8, whose product is annotated as leucine-rich repeat protein soc-2 homolog. The transcript is spliced from 3 exons. Gene Ontology annotation, cellular component: plasma membrane. Bases 298 to 2223 code for a protein of 641 amino acids. Gene Ontology annotation, molecular function: protein binding. The record is from RefSeq and is a predicted model, not a curated record. Lineage: Eukaryota; Metazoa; Arthropoda; Insecta; Diptera; Drosophilidae.